AGAAGAAGAAGAAGAAGAAGAGAAUUGGUGGUGGAGGGGAAGAAGAAGAAGAAUAAUUUGAAGAAGCGGCCCAACUUCAUUGGAGAAGUGAUUACAAUUUCGAACUGCAAAUAUACACAUUCAUUUUCAGCUCUCGUUUUAUAGUGACCUGACACCAUACAUUUGCAGCAAACAUUUCGGAAAGGUGGCAGUAAAAAAGGUUGAAAACAUCCCUCUUUCAACGACAACAAGAAGAAUAAAUGAAAUAGCAGGGAACAUCGUGGCACAAUUUCUUGAGAGGAUAAUGCAUAAUGGCUAUGCAUUAUGAAUGCCUAAACCAAAGGAAGUGCUUUCCUCCACUUCUGGGAGUGACUCUGAUAGUGAUGUUGAAACGAAGGCAAAGAGAAAGAAGUCAAGUGCACCAGAGAAAUUCAUUAAGAAACCUAAGACAGGAGAGAGUGUUAAACCUGGUGGGUCUUCCAAAGGCAGCAGUAACACCAGUGACAACAUGUUCCAAAUCGGAAGGAUGAGAUAUGUCUCCGUGAGGGACUUCAAAGGUAAAGUUCUGAUCGACAUCAGAGAAUACUGGACAAAUCCAGAUGGGGAUAUGAAGCCUGGAAAGAAAGGCAUCUCCCUGAAUCCUGAACAAUGGAACCAACUGAAGGAACAGAUUUCAGAAAUUGAUGACGCCAUUAAGAGUAUAUAAGCAGUCCUUGGAACCUUUGAGAAUGUUGGUUAACUUUUGUAAUAAGCCUGAAAUUGUUUUGUAAGUGACUUUGACGGAAUAUUUAAUUUGUCACGGUCUAGCGUUUAUACUGUUGCAUCCUUUUUUUAUUUUAUAUGAAGCUUGUUUUUGAGCAAUAUACCUUUUGGGCUGUGUACCUUUGUGCUAUAUAGUAGAUAGCAGUAAAUAGAGGUCGCUUAUUCUAGUGUAGCACAUUACAGUUUAUAGUAAAACUAAGACAGGUGAUCGGUAUUAAAGUUUUGCAAAAGUGCAAGUUCAUGUUCAUAGUCUGUCAUAGCAAGCACAACAAAUUUUUUGACUGCCCUUUGAAUUAGGAGUUAUGUCAUACGUAUAUCUGAUGACUGAGCCUCAAAUACCUAUAGGCUAUUAAUAAAUUACCUUAUUAAAAAUGUAUGGUAUUAAUUGAUUCAAUGUUCUGUUUUGAGAGAUUAUUGUGAAUCAGUCAAAAUAUUUAAGAUACAGGUGUAUAAAGUGAUAGCAUUAGCACUUACUACCGAUCAUUAGGAUAGACAAGGUACUGUAUAAUAAAACAGUAUAUCUUGUGAAAAUAACUUAUAAACUAAAACCAGACUGCCCGAGA
This is a messenger RNA of Syngnathoides biaculeatus (alligator pipefish), 1304 nucleotides long. Its product is annotated as activated RNA polymerase II transcriptional coactivator p15-like. The transcript is spliced from 6 exons. Gene Ontology annotation, molecular function: transcription coactivator activity; DNA binding. NCBI's taxonomy places the organism in Eukaryota, Metazoa, Chordata, Actinopteri, Syngnathiformes, Syngnathidae. Gene Ontology annotation, cellular component: nucleus; transcription regulator complex. The coding region runs from base 308 to 685 and encodes 125 amino acids. Gene Ontology annotation, biological process: positive regulation of transcription initiation by RNA polymerase II. The record is from RefSeq and is a predicted model, not a curated record.